Messenger RNA from Raphanus sativus (radish), 2829 nucleotides. Its product is annotated as B3 domain-containing transcription repressor VAL1. The coding region runs from base 356 to 2662 and encodes 768 amino acids. The record is from RefSeq and is a predicted model, not a curated record. Gene Ontology annotation, molecular function: DNA binding; zinc ion binding. The transcript has 13 exons. NCBI's taxonomy places the organism in Eukaryota, Viridiplantae, Streptophyta, Magnoliopsida, Brassicales, Brassicaceae.
UUCAGUUGGUGUCUCUUGUAAUCUCUCUUGGUUAUACUUUGGUCUUAAGCGGCGUGUGUGGUUGUAUGGUCUCAAGUGUCGUGCAUGCAUUUCAUGCGUUUCUUUCCUCCUCUCCUUGCAUGCUCCCUCCUCUUCUCUCUAUUUUAUCUCUGACCCAUAAUUUUAAUUUUACAUCGCAUAAUUAAAAACAAAAAAAAAACCCCAAAACCUCGUAGCCUCCUUCUCCUCGCCGUUAUACUCCCCUCUGUUCUUGCAAUCCGCCGUCCUCUUCUACUUCUCGCGGGUUCUAAGAUUUUCCGAUUGUGAUUUUUGAUAAAAUCUGGUGGUGGGUCGUCGAAAGGUUGAGACUUUAAAGAUGUUCCAAGUCAACACUGGGUCAAAGAUGUGCAUGAACGCAUCGUGCGGCUCGACUUCUACUGUGGAAUGGAAGAGAGGUUGGCCUCUUCGAUCUGGUGCUCUCGCUGAUCUCUGUUUUCGUUGCGGAUCGGCUUAUGAGAGUUCUGUUUUCUGUGAGACAUUCCAUUCGGACCAAUCUGGUUGGAGGGAAUGCUAUUUGUGCAACAAGAGGCUUCAUUGUGGAUGCAUUGCAUCUAAGCUUGUUAUCGAGUUUAUGGACUACGGUGGUGUUGGUUGUGCUACUUGUACUAGCUGCCAUCAACCCAACUUGAGAGGUGAGAGUUCAGGUCUGUUUAGCAGUUUGCCCAUGAACAACAGGCAACAUACUAAUGGAGAAAUCGGAAUGAGUGUUGACGGAGUAAUAAGAAGCCAAGCUGAUCUCUUUUCUCAGCCACUAGUCCAGGGAGAUGACAAAAGAGAAGAGUUCAUGCCUCAACGUGGGUUUGGUAAUCUCAUGAAACCAGAUAAUGCCACCACCAACGUGAAUAGGCUGGACGCUGGGAAAACGCAUGAAUCAUCAUCAACACCUUCUUCACAGCCAUCUUUGGCAACACUUCCUUAUAGCCUUUCUUUUGCAAAUGCUGCUUCCCAGUCUCACACUCUCCAACGCUCUACCUCUGGUAUACUGCAAAAGCCUUCAAAAUCUGUGCUUGGAACUCCUCCUGGGACUAUUAGCAAAUCUGCUCAGCCCCGGAUCGGUAGGCCUCCUGUUGAAGGCCGUGGGAAAAGCCAUUUGCUUCCUCGGUAUUGGCCAAAGUAUACUGAUAAAGAGCUUCAGCAAAUCUCCGGAAAUUUGAAUUUAAACAUUGUGCCUCUUUUUGAGAAAACUCUAAGUGCAAGUGAUGCCGGUCGCAUUGGUCGUCUAGUUCUUCCAAAAGCCUGUGCAGAGGCGUAUUUUCCUCCUAUAAGUCAAUCAGAAGGCAUUCCUUUGAAAAUACAAGAUGUGAGGGGUACGGAGUGGACGUUCCAGUUCAGAUUCUGGCCUAAUAACAACAGUAGAAUGUAUGUCUUAGAAGGUGUCACCGCCUGCGUACAGUCCAUGAUGCUACAGGCUGGUGAUACAGUAACAUUCAGUAGGGUUGAUCCUGGUGGCAAACUAAUCAUGGGUUUCAGGAAGGCAACUCAUACUGGAGACAUACUGGGGUCUGGUGGUCUUACCAACGGUGCUUCAAACGAGGACACAUCAUCUUCUGGUGUUACAGAGACCCCAACCUCCAUAAACGCUUCAUCGUGUCCCUCGCAAACUCCUCCUGAAGAACUGAAAGGUCUGCCUGAGCGUUUGAGCUCGAAGAAGAGUGAGAUGAACGGAGGAAAGAGCUGUGAUGAUGAUGAUGAUCCGUCACGGGUGAAAGUCAAGAAGAGGACUCGAACUGUGGGAGCAAAAAGCAAGAGACUGCUUUGGGAUAGUGAGGAGUCUAAGGAGGUUAGAAUCACAUGGGAAGAAACUCAGGAGUUGAUUCGUCCUUCUCCUAGUGAAGAGCCUUCCAUCGUCCUCAUUGAGGAGCAUGAGUUUGAAGAGUUUGACGAACCUCCCGUCUUUGGAAAGAGGACGAUAAUUACUUCAAGACCUUCAGGUGAACAAGAACGAUGGGCAUCUUGUGACGACUGCUCUAAAUGGAGAAGGUUACCUUUAGACGCUCUUCUCUCUGCAAAGUGGACUUGUUCAGACAAUGUUUGGGACCAGAGCAGGUGUUCGUGUUCUGCACCGGAGGAGAGUGUGAAGGAGCUUGAGAAUGUUCUUAGAGUGGGGAAAGAGUACAAGAAGAGAAGAACAGGGGGGAGCCAGACAGGAAGAACUGAGGAAGAGCCGUCGGGUCUGGAUGCACUAGCGAGUGCAGCAGCCUUGGGAGAGGCAGAGGCGGCGACGACGACCAGACAUCCAAGGCACAGGGUUGGAUGCUCAUGCAUUGUGUGCAUUCAGCCGCCAAGUGGGACAGGGAGGCACAAGCCGAACUGCAUGUGCACGGUGUGCAGCACAGUGAAGAGGAGGUUCAAAACGCAGAUGAUGAGGAGGAAGAAGAGGCAGUUGGAGCGAGAGGAAGCAGCAGCAGAAGCAGCAGCAGCGGAGGAGGAGAAGAAGGGGGAGGGUAAAGCAGGGAGGAUAGAUCUGAACAGUGAUCCUUCUAAAAGAGAAGAGGUUGGAGCUGUAAGAAAAGAGGAGAGUGAAAAAAGAGAAGGAGUGGCACAGGCGGGUGAUGUUGUAGGAGGAACGGAGUUAGAAGGAGAGGGUGAGAAAAUCGGUGAAGAGUCGAAAGGUGCAAGCUGAUAUGAUAUGGAAGAGGACAAAGAAGCUAAGCUCAUAGGCCAUAGUUGUUUUUAUAUAAACAUAUAUAUAUAUAUAUUCUAUAAGAACACCAAGAUAAGAAGACAGAGAGAGAGAGAGAGAGGUACAGUUUUAUGUUUGCUUCUGAAUCAAGAGAACAAGAAUGGCCA